Teleopsis dalmanni is the source of this 2646-nucleotide messenger RNA. Its product is annotated as pre-rRNA 2'-O-ribose RNA methyltransferase FTSJ3. The record is from RefSeq and is a predicted model, not a curated record. Gene Ontology annotation, molecular function: rRNA (uridine-2'-O-ribose)-methyltransferase activity; rRNA (guanine) methyltransferase activity. Gene Ontology annotation, cellular component: preribosome, large subunit precursor; nucleus; nucleolus. The transcript has 4 exons. Bases 53 to 2485 code for a protein of 810 amino acids. NCBI's taxonomy places the organism in Eukaryota, Metazoa, Arthropoda, Insecta, Diptera, Diopsidae. Gene Ontology annotation, biological process: maturation of 5.8S rRNA from tricistronic rRNA transcript (SSU-rRNA, 5.8S rRNA, LSU-rRNA); rRNA methylation; maturation of LSU-rRNA from tricistronic rRNA transcript (SSU-rRNA, 5.8S rRNA, LSU-rRNA).
UGUUCGAUAUAAUACUGUUGAAUUUUCAUUAUAUAUAUUAAUUAAUAAUAAAAUGGGUAAAAAAACCAAAGUUGGAAAAACUAGAAAGGAUAAGUUUUAUCAGUUAGCAAAAGAAACAGGUUUUCGAUCUCGUGCUGCUUUUAAGUUAAUUCAACUAAAUAGGAAAUUUGGUUUUCUUCAACAAUCACAAGUAUGUAUAGAUUUAUGUGCUGCUCCAGGUGGCUGGAUGCAAGUAGCAAAACAGAAUAUGCCAGUGUCGAGUAUCGUUGUUGGUGUAGAUUUGUAUCCUAUACGUCCAAUAGCAGGUUGUAUUGGCCUUGUAGAAGACAUAACAACAGAUAAAUGUCGGCAAUCGCUUACAAAAGAACUACAAUCUUGGAAAGCUGAUGUUGUUUUACAUGAUGGUGCACCCAAUGUUGGUCGAAACUGGUUAUUCGAUGCGUACCAACAAAUUUGUCUUACAUUAAAUGCACUAAAAUUGGGUACACAAUUCUUGCGGAGCGGCGGUUGGUUUGUAACUAAGGUUUUUCGCUCUAAAGAUUAUAACGCAUUAUUGUGGGUACUAAAACAAUUAUUUCGUAAAGUACAUGCUACUAAACCAAGUGCAUCACGUAAAGAAUCUGCUGAAAUCUUUGUUGUAUGUCAAGGUUAUUUGGCACCAGUUCGUAUUGACCCACGUAUACUUGAUGCUAAAUAUGUUUUUGAAGAAUUAGAUUUGGAGGGUAAAAAAAAGGGUAGUUUACUACAUCCAGAAAAACAAAAAAAAAUAAAAGCAGAAGGUUAUACGGAGCAAGAUAUUGCUUUACGAAAUGACUUGGCGGCCACCGAAUUUAUGAUUGCUGACAGUGGCUUAGCUGCAUUACAAGGUAUUGGCUCAAUACGUAUAGAUGAUGAACGUAUUGCAAAUCAUCCAAAAACUACACAAGAAAUACUUGAAUGUUGUAAGGAUAUUAAAGUGCUUGGACGCAAAGACGUUAAAGGCUUACUUGCCUGGUGGAAAGCUAUAAAGGAAGAACUUUUCACGGAGGAAGAUAAAGAUACAAAAGUAAUUGAAGAGGAAGACGAAUCAACUAAAAAUCCUUUAACUAAAGAAGAAAUUGAAGAUAUGGAGGAUGAAGAGUUACAGCAACAAAUUAAUGAUCUACAAGUUGAGGAACAAAAGGAAGUAAAACGAAAGCGCAAGAAAACUCAAAAAGAAAAAGCUAAGUUACAUGAAAAAAUGAAUUUAAACAUGGUUAUAAAAGGAGACGAAGGCCCACACGAGGAAGGUGAUCAAGAGAUAUUUACUUUAAAUAAUGUAAGAACGCAAGAGGACCUUGAUGAAAUGUUAGAUGUGGCACCUGAUUUCGAUGUUGAAAUGGAUGAUGAGAAACCUGAAAAAUUGCCAAAAUAUAAAAUGUAUAAUAAAGAUGAUAAAAGACUUGAUGAUGAUGCUAAUUAUGAAAAUGAUGACGAGCCAGACGUUUCUGAAGAUGAUGAUUCCGAAAGUGACUAUAAUGAAGAGGGAUUGGGAUUAAGUGAUAAUGAGGAAAACAAUGUUAAUAAAACAAAUAUAAAGAAGAAGAAAAAAGUAGAACAUCCUUUAAUAAAAUCAGGUGACUUUCGAGAUAAAGAUUCAAAGCGACAACACCGUGUACAAUUGUGGUUUGAAAAGGAUAACCUUCAACAAAUUCAAUCGGACGACGAUGAAGAUUACGAUAUAGAUCGCCUCGCUAAUGAAUAUAAAAGCAAGGGUGUUACAAUUCUUGGAGAUAAUCAAAACAAUGAUGACAAAAAUAUUUUGCUUGGUAAAAAAGCUAAACGUCGUGCUAGACAUGAAGUUGAUAAAAAGUCAUCAUCGGAAUCUUCAUCCAGUGAGGACAGUGAAGAAGAUUUAGAAGAUAUUGAUAAAGUAAAUAAUGAUAUGGGCAAAGAACCUAAACAGAAAAAAAUUCGACUAUCAGAAGAGGAGCUUGCACUGGGUGCAAUGAUGAUAAAAGGUAAAAAAACAAGAAGGGAUCUAAUUGAUGGUGCUUGGAAUCGUUAUGCAUUUAAUGAUGAGAAUCUACCAGCUUGGUUUGUUCAAGAUGAAGAUGUGCAUAUGAAAAAACCUGUUCCAGUACCGAAGGAGCUAACAGAAGAAUAUCAACGUAAAGUACAGGAACUUAACGUACGUCCAAUCAAAAAAGUAAUGGAAGCCAAAGCUCGUAAACGGCGUCGUGCAGUUAAACGACUAGCGAAAGCUAAAAAACAAGCAGAGAAGAUAAUGGAAAACGUUGAUGCGACAGCACAAGAAAAAGCUAAACAAUUAAAAAAAAUAUAUAAAAAUACACAAGAAAAGAAAAAAGAAGUAACAUAUGUUGUUGCUAAGAAACAUCAAACUGGAAAAAGAGCAAGACGUCCAGCAGGUGUGAAAGGAAGGUAUCGUGUUGUCGAUCCAAGACAGAAAAAGGACAAACGGGCAGUAGACGCUAAAACAAAGAGGGAUAAGAGAAAGAGAAAGUAAAAAUUAGUAAUUUAAUUGGAUUUAUAUAAUUAAUAAAUAUUUUAGUGUCUGUUUACUUUACAUUAUUUGUACUGUGUAUAAGCCUAUAUAUACAGUACAAAUAAUGGAGAUACCUAAUGUAAUAUAACAUAAAAAAUAUAUUUUGUUAAACAUGACUGUUA